AUGAAAAUAUCGAUCGUGUCUUUUUUCCUGGCGCUUAUACUUUUUUGCGCUUUUUUGAAGACAAGAUAUUUUGAUUUUUUUAUAUCCUAUCGUGAAAAAAUCAAUGAACACUUUAAUGAAAUAUUAUUAUAUUUCAAUAUAUUUGAAAUAAAAUUCCCAUCCAGUUAUAUAAAUAAUGAAAAGUUGUUAGGUUUACAUGUACAAGAUAUUGAAAAGGAUGCAUACAAAAUAUAUCCUAUUUUAAAAGAAUUAAAACAGAAAGAUUAUUUUCGAAUUUUUAAGGUUAAUUUACAUUUGAGUUGUAAAUUUUUAAAAGUAAAUGAAAAAUGUAAAGAAUUGAAAAAGUGUAAUGUAUGUGAAUGUGAAAAUGAUGAUAUACCCUACAAUUUUAGAACAAACGAAAUAGAAAUAAUAGAAGACAAACUAUCCAAUGAAGAUUUAAAAAAGACAUUUACAGAAAGUAAAUUAUACAAAGACAUAUUAGGAAUAUAUGCACCAUCAAAUGAAGGCUUCAUUUCUUACGUUGAUUUAGUAUUCAACUCUCCCUCUUUUACGGACUACGAGGGCAAAAAUAUAUGGAAUAUGAUUUAUAAAGAAAACUGUUUUCAACAUUCCGAAAAUGAAUGUAAAGAAAUGAAUAGUUUUUACAAAAUAAUAUCUGGGAUGCAAUCAAACAUAGCAGUAUUAUCUUCGGAAUAUUAUUAUUUGAAAAAUGAUUUUGUUUUUGGUGAAAUGUACAAGGAUAAUUCAAUAAAGAAUGACUACUUUAAGAAUAUUAACUAUGAUUAUAAUAUAACAUUUUUUAAAGAGAAAAUAGCGUUACAUCCAGAUAGAAUUGAAAAUUUAUACUUUACAUUUGCAAUACUUUUGAGGGCUCUGUGCCGUCUGAAGUCGCUCUUCCGGCAGUGCAAAUGCAAUUCGGGAUUUGAGGAAAACGAUAAGGAGGCUAUUAAACUGUUAAAUGAUUUAUUAGAGCAAGGUUAUCAUUCAUGCUUAUCUGAAGAGUUCCUAGAGCCAAUAUUUCCGACACAUGGAAAAGAAAUAUUGUCAAAGUUUAUGAACAUAACCAAUAUCUUAGAUUGUGUACCCUGCGUAAAAUGUAGACUACACGGAAAGUUAAAGACAACUGCUUUGCAAAUUGCAUUAGUGGAGGGAGUAAGUUAUGAACACAUUGGGUCGUUGGAACGGAAUGAAAUUACGGCUAUAAUCAAUGCAUUAUACUAUUUUGCAGACUCCAUAUUAAUUAUAAACAAGUUUGAAGAGAGGCUGAAACUGAAGAAGGCAUUAUUUAUUUUUUACUUAAUCUCAUUUUGUCUCUUUCUGUUUUUAAUAAUUUAUUCUAUAAUUUUUAUAACCGUUAGAAAUCACAAUAAAAAAAAGAAAAGAAAAGUUCGUUAG
Molecule: messenger RNA, 1398 nt
Organism: Plasmodium malariae
Lineage: Eukaryota; Apicomplexa; Aconoidasida; Haemosporida; Plasmodiidae
Gene: ERO1
Product: endoplasmic reticulum oxidoreductin, putative
Exons: 5
Coding region: 1-1398 (465 amino acids)
Biological process (GO): protein folding in endoplasmic reticulum
Cellular component (GO): endoplasmic reticulum membrane; endoplasmic reticulum
Molecular function (GO): FAD binding; thiol oxidase activity; protein-disulfide reductase activity
Source: RefSeq, a predicted model, not a curated record